AUGUCCUCCCCACCACCCCCAGGCAACCCCCUCAAACGCCCCUCCAUCUCCUCGACAACCUCGCAGUCCGCCAAACGCCCUCGCAUGCACCCCCUUCGCCAGACCUCCUUCCCGACGACCAUCGACACGGACGCGCGCACCCUCGGCGCCACCAGCGACGCCGGCAGCGUCACCGGCAGCUUCACGGGCAGUCUGGGCGGGACGAGCGCGGACGGCGUGUUCCGGACGAGCAAGAAGCGCGGGCGCAAGAGCAAAGCGGAGAAGGAGCGCGAGCGCGAAGACGCGGCCAGCGUGCGCGGGGCGGCCGAUGGACGGCUCUCGGUCGACGCGGAGGGCGCGUCGGUGCGUGCUGGUGGUAAUGCAGCUGGCGGCGGCGGCGGUGGCGACGACGACGACGACGAGGAUUUUGAAGAUGAGGGGGAGUUGUUGGGGAGGGAGGAGGGGACGACGGAUACGGAGGCUGAGAAGAAGAAUCUUGCCCUCCUGGUCGACGCCUUCAACCCGCUCCAGUCCGAACGAUACGACCUCUUCAAGCGAGCCAAGCUGCGCAAAGAAACGCUGCGCCGCAUCGUCAACCACGCGCUCUCGCAGUCUGUCCCCGCCAGCGUGGUCACCACCAUCAACGGCUUCACGAAAGUGUUUGCCGGCGAGAUCAUUGAAAAGGCCCGCACCGUGCAGAUGGAGUGGGCGGCCGCCCACGACCAGGCGGCCUUGGCCCGGUUCGAAGCCGAGGGCGACGGUGCCACGGUGAAACAGGAGGAGGGCGCCCCGGAUGCGCCGGCGAGUCGGCCCCCACGCGUGUUCACGCCGCCGCCCAACCCGCACCGGGGCCAGCUCCUCCCGUCGCACUUGCGCGAGGCGCUACGGCGGGCAGACAGACGCAGGUCUACUCAUCAGCCAAGCCCACCGGCUCACCUCUCCCAUGGCUCUCUCGCUGUGGCGACAUUGUGGGAUCCGUUGAUGCCAUUGUCGCCAAGACGCUCCAAUGCUCGAAUAGGGCUGAACGGCGUCGAUAGUCGCUGCGACUCCAUCGUGAUUCGGGUCGAUAGCGCCGUCGGAUGGCGUCACUUGUCGUUAUCUUCGCGCAUUCCCCUUCCUCAGUCAUGGCGCAAUCGGUCGCUGCAAUUGGAAAACCUGGAGCCCGUCCUGAUCGGCUCUCCCUCUCGUGACGUUACGUCCGACUGCCGUCGCAUUCGGUUCUCCCGCGGUUGGAAUGCGUGCGUGCGUGUGCCCGGGAAUGGGGAAUGUCGCCUCCCCUGA
Molecule: messenger RNA, 1260 nt
Organism: Aspergillus terreus NIH2624
Lineage: Eukaryota; Fungi; Ascomycota; Eurotiomycetes; Eurotiales; Aspergillaceae
Product: transcription initiation factor TFIID subunit 11 family protein
Exons: 3
Coding region: 1-1260 (419 amino acids)
Biological process (GO): transcription initiation at RNA polymerase II promoter; RNA polymerase II preinitiation complex assembly
Cellular component (GO): transcription factor TFIID complex; nucleus
Molecular function (GO): protein heterodimerization activity; transcription coactivator activity
Source: RefSeq, a predicted model, not a curated record